GAUGGACAGAUGUCUACUGUCACUGUGGAUAUCCCUGACAACCCAGUCAGUUGUAUUGAUGUGGCUCCCCUGACUGCACUUGUUGCAGUGUCCUGCCCACCUACAAAAUAUAUCAGAAUUGUAAAAAAAGUAACUGCAUGUGACAAAGGCCUCAUUCAAGAAGCAGGACUGAGAAAUAAUUUCAGUUAUACAAUCAGCCAUAACAUACGAGACGCACACUUUCUUGCCAGAAAAGAUAUACAGCAGGACAAUCUACAGAUCAAAUAUAACUUUACGAAUCUGGGAUGUCCUCUUCUGGUACAUCAUAAAAAUCCUUGGCUGGACUUUGCUGGAGGAACACAGUCUCCAGAUCCAAAUAUUGCAUGGACCAGAAGCAACUACAUGAGCUGUAAGGAUAGGAAUGGACCUGAAUUAAUGUGGCCCUCAGUCAAGUAUCAGGUUCUUGAUGGAGACAAAAAUAAGAUCACUUUCCCUCCCUAUAAUGGUCUAUAUAUCUUCAAAACCAGUGUAGUGGAUACAUUUUACAGUUACUGUGAUUUAUCCGUAACCUUCUCAGUACAUGUCUAUGGUGCUUUUCCCACGAACUACCUACAUUCUGGGGCAUCACUGACAGCCUCUCUGACUUUGCUCUUGAUUUUUACAAGAUACUCCCUAUCUCAUUUAUCACUCUAA
Aquila chrysaetos chrysaetos is the source of this 672-nucleotide messenger RNA. RefSeq names its product cation channel sperm-associated protein subunit delta-like. The record is from RefSeq and is a predicted model, not a curated record. Gene Ontology annotation, cellular component: sperm principal piece; CatSper complex. Gene Ontology annotation, biological process: sperm capacitation; flagellated sperm motility. NCBI's taxonomy places the organism in Eukaryota, Metazoa, Chordata, Aves, Accipitriformes, Accipitridae.